UCAAGCUCGAAUUUUGAGCAGCCUCUCAAACCUUAUCUCUCUCGCUCGCUCCUCUGCACGAGGAGACGUUGGCAUGUGAUGUGAGCGCCACACCGCCCUCCCCAUGCAGAUUCCAGCGCCGCCGGUCACCGCCGGUGCAACGACGCCGCCACCAAGCAUCCCGCAGACCUCGCCAUCACCGUUAGCGUCCACGAGAGCAACAAGGCGGCAGCUGCUCGCGUCCGGCCUGCUCCUCGCUGCCGGCAGUAGUAUCAGCACCGCCGCCGGCGCGCGAGCUGCGGCCGGAGGAGGAGGGGGUUUGGUGGGGUACGAUGGGCCGGUGGUGACGGAGGCGGACAGGGCGGCGAGCGCGGCGGUGUCGCGGCGCGUCGGGGAGGCCGUGGAACUGCUGGAGCUGGGGCGGGAGCUGCAGGCGCGCGGGGAGUUCCCGGAGGCGCUGGCGUCGUUCACGCGCGUCGUGGCGGAGUACGCGGACCUGGCGCUGUCGGAGUACGCGCGGGUGGGGCGGGCGCUGGUGCUCUACGAGAUCGGCGACCGCGACCAGUCCAUCGCCGAGAUGGAGGACGUCUCCAUCGCGCUCAAGGGAUACCCAGAGAUCCACGCGGCGCUGGCGGCGGCGCUGUACGCCGACAAGCACGCGGCGCUGCUGGCGGAGAACCAGUUCGCCAUCGCCACGCUGCUGGACCCGCACUACACGGACCUCGCCUACGUCAGGGACACCAAGCACUGGCCGCCCAGCCUCGUCGACUCACUCCACGACUUCAUCACACUCUCCUAGUCUCCUCCUAGUCUUAGCUAGCAGAUCACUAGCUCCCAAAAUCUCAACUAAUAUAUAGUUGUAUUUGUAUACUUGUAUAGAUUAUAGCACACCACAUAUUGCGAUCAUCAGGCAAAGGAUUUGGUUCAUCGCUCAGAUGAGUA
This is a messenger RNA of Panicum hallii, 921 nucleotides long. RefSeq lists its product as uncharacterized. Lineage: Eukaryota; Viridiplantae; Streptophyta; Magnoliopsida; Poales; Poaceae. The coding region runs from base 104 to 778 and encodes 224 amino acids. The record is from RefSeq and is a predicted model, not a curated record. Gene Ontology annotation, molecular function: protein binding. The transcript has 2 exons.